GAGCUAGAUAUUAGUCAGGCGAAGACCGGGAGCGGCACAUUCCGGAAGAAACACCGACUGAAAACAUGGGUGACUUAUCAGAAGACCAGCUCAUCGAUUACAAAGAUGCUUUUAACCUCUUUGACAAGACUGGAGAUGGUAAAAUCUUCUAUUUUCAGUGCGGGGAUGUCUUACGAGCUUUGGGACAAAACCCAACAAAUGCAGAAGUCACAAAAGUUUUGAGAAACCCAAAGUUGGAUGAGAUGAACACCAAGAUGCUUGACUUUGAGCAGUUCCUUCCCAUGUUGCAAACAAUCGCUAAAAACAAGGACCAGUGCACAAUUGAGGACUUCAUUGAGGGUCUGAAAGUGUUUGACAAGGAAGCCAACGGAUGUGUAAUGGGGGCUGAACUUCGCCAUGUUCUAAUUACUCUAGGAGAAAAGAUGCAAGAGGACGAGGUGGAAAGUCUUUUGCUUGGGCAUGAAAAUCCUAAUGGUGAAAUUAAUUAUGAAGAACUGGUCCGGAUGGUAAUGUUGGGCUGAUUCUUCUCUGCUAUAGACAACCAGCAUCCAAAAGGGGCAACUCUUUGUAUUAAUGUUCCUGUCUGUCUUAUUUUCCUUGGAGGGGAGGUUGAGCUUACUAGUGGUGGACAUUUUUGUUUUCCUCCACUGGUCUGUCUCGGUGGAGCAGUUUUUAUUUCCUCCAAUUCAUCAUGGGAGUUUUUGCUCUUGGAGACAAGCGAUUUUACAACCUCAUCGAUGCUCCCACAUGUGACCCACUGCAAAAGGAAUCUGGAGUUUAAAAGCUAUUGUACCAUGCAGAUAAUAAAUAAAUUAUUUCUAUUUUUCCUUUUCGCCAAUAAACUGCAUGCCUUUUUUUCAAAA
This is a messenger RNA of Rana temporaria (common frog), 863 nucleotides long. Its product is annotated as myosin light polypeptide 6-like. Lineage: Eukaryota; Metazoa; Chordata; Amphibia; Anura; Ranidae. The record is from RefSeq and is a predicted model, not a curated record. Gene Ontology annotation, cellular component: myosin II complex. Gene Ontology annotation, molecular function: structural constituent of muscle; calcium ion binding. The coding region runs from base 66 to 521 and encodes 151 amino acids. The transcript has a single exon.